UUACCCUUGUUACUCAAGUACUCUUAUACGCUGUCGUUUUAACGCUUAAACGUUUUUUUUGGGGGUUUCCAGUAGGAGAAUACUAUUAUUUUUGCUCACCGGAGGCUCCGAGUCUUCUCCGUCCGUCGUUAACAUUUGUUCGCUCUAUCGUUCGGCGUUUUCUUCACGAGAGGACCAACGCGAUAAUGCUUCGGAAGUCGGUUCUCGAGCUGUCUUCGCGUUUGUCAAUAAAGAGAUUCCCGAGGAAUUUGGGAGCUCAGAGGUUUCAUUUGAGUUCUUCGAGAAAUGCAUCUACAUCUGGUAAAAAUGGUCUCCCUGGAGCUAAACCCGUUGGGAAACCAUAUGCCUCAAAAGUUGAUCCUCCAAAAGUGACUCCUCCUCCUCCUCCUGUGGGGAAACCAAGUGAAUCUAAAGGAAAUUCUUCAAAAGUGGUUAUAGGAGGUGUUGCGAUCGCUGGUGCUUUUCUGGUAGCGUAUCAGACUGGCUAUUUGGAUCAAUAUCUGGGGAAAGAACAGCAGAAAUUAAGUGAGCGAAUUCAUUCUGAUGCUGUUACUAACAAAGUGGAGGAGGCUCAUCAUUUGAACGUUCCUUCCGGUGUUGAAGAUUCUACUGAAAAGGAUGGUCAAGUUGAAACGCAACCUGAAGUUACUCAUUCUGAAGCUUCUGGGGGAGUGCAGAGUGACAUAGAAGUGCAACCCGAGUCUGAUCUAUCAUCUGACCGUUUUACAUAUAUUUCUUCGAACCAAGGGGAGACCACACCUCAAGAAAGUGUCAUUGAUAGAGCAGAGAGAAACUUGCCUAUUUCUGAAUCUGAAGAUUCGGGAUUUAAGUCGGACAUGCCCUCCGAAAUUAUUUCUGAGGCAGAAAAUGUGAAGUUGGAAGCUGUACCCAAACCUGGGGACAGUCCUAUUGUUAGUGCCCAGUCUAUUUCGGUUCAUAGAGAAAGUGAAACGGAAUCUGCUACACCAAAGGAUCCUUCCGCUGAAAAGGCACCUGAGGAUGGCAUUGAGCGGGAAGUACAAAUACCAGGUUCUCUCCUUAAGGAAUACAAUCUAGAAGGCAGUGAUACUGAAAGCACUGGGUCCCCGUCAAUAGGGGAGCAACUAACUAAAGAAACUGAGGGUCUUCCUAACUCAACCGAGGGGCUGAAAGAUGGUUACAUGACUGAGGAUGGAAAGUUGGUACUUGAUUUUCUGGCUGCCAUUCAUGCAGCUGAGAAGCAACAGGCCCAUUUAGAUGCCCAGGUUUUUGCUGAAGAAUUACGAGCCUUGAAGGAGAAGUAUGAAAAUGAGUUGAGAGACCUUAGGGCACGUGAGCUAAUGCGUAUAGAAGAGGCAGCAAUAUUGGAUAAGGAGCUAAAAAGAGAAAGAACAAAAGCAGCCGCUGCUAUCAAAGCAAUCCAGGAGAGAAUGGAAGAUAAGCUCAAAACUGAAAUUGAACAAAAGGAAACUGAAGCGCAGUUGGCUUUGAGUAAAGUUGAAGAAUUGGCAAAAGCUGAGAUGAUUUCGGAAAUUGCAAAAGAAAAGGCAGCACAAAUUGAAAAGAUGGCAGAGGCAGAUAGCAAUAUAAAGGCACUGAGUAUGGCGUUCUAUGCGCGCUCCGAAGAGGCUCGUCAAAGUCAUUCAGUUCACAAGCUUGCAUUGGGUGCACUUGCGCUGGAUGAUACACUCUCGAAAGGACUGCCAAUCCAAAAAGAAAUCAAUAUGCUUCAGACUUAUCUUGAAGGGACUCAGAAGGAUUCAAUCCUAGGCUUGGUAUUAUCAUCUCUUCCAGAAGAAGCACGAUCCAAUGGAACCGACACAGUGCUGCAAUUGAAUCAGAAGUUUGAUACCUUGAAAGGAACACUUAGACACUUCAGUCUCAUUCCACCUGGUGGCGGAGGAAUUUUAGCACAUUCCCUAGCACAAGUAGCAUCUUGGCUAAAGUUCAAAGAAGUGGAUCACUCUAAUGGAGGCAUCGAAUCUGUAAUUAAAAAGGUUGAUAAUUACUUGGCGGAAGGAAAACUAGCAGAAGCAGCAGCAGCACUAGAAGAAGGUGUUAAAGGAAGUAAAGCAGAGGAAAUAGUGAGUGAUUGGGUGCGACGUGCAAGAAACAGAGCCAUUACAGAACAAGCUCUUACGCUUCUUCAAUCUUAUGCAACUUGUGUCAGCCUCACAUGAAUCCCACCCAGAUCAUCCAUUGAGGUACAUUGCUUUUUUUUUAUUUUGGAAUUCGAUACAGAGAUUCCUGGAGUAACAAUCAUUUUGCGAAGUAGCACCAACCCUUUUUUUUGGUCAAGAGGAAGAAUUACGAUUCUCUAUUCCAAUGUUUAUGUCUAAAUCACAGCUGUUCUCUCUCUCUUUUUCUAUGAUGUUAUCUGAGUUAGAAUGUUAACAAAAGUUUGAAUCAAAAAUAAGAUUGAAUCUCACGAAUUUAUGAUUUUUGUCUA
Arabidopsis lyrata subsp. lyrata is the source of this 2428-nucleotide messenger RNA. RefSeq names its product MICOS complex subunit MIC60. Gene Ontology annotation, biological process: cristae formation. The coding region runs from base 186 to 2159 and encodes 657 amino acids. The transcript is spliced from 12 exons. The record is from RefSeq and is a predicted model, not a curated record. NCBI's taxonomy places the organism in Eukaryota, Viridiplantae, Streptophyta, Magnoliopsida, Brassicales, Brassicaceae. Gene Ontology annotation, cellular component: MICOS complex.